Pedinophyceae sp. YPF-701 is the source of this 2406-nucleotide messenger RNA. The record is from the annotation of a GenBank genome assembly. Lineage: Eukaryota; Viridiplantae; Chlorophyta; Pedinophyceae.
AUGGAGACCCUGGACCUGUCGUGGAUGAGCGCUCUGUGGCACCGGACGGAGCGCGAAAUCAAGCUCCGCGGGCUCACGCUGGCUUGCAAUGCCCCGCUGGGCCUCGGGCUCGUCAAGGCCUUCAACAUCUGGACAGCCAUGAAUCUGGCCAUCCACGGCCUUCUCCCGUCGACCCUGCAGUCCUGCUUCGGCUCCUCCGCGAUGUUGGGCGGGUGCGCGGGGGAAGGUGGCCUGAUGCACGGCGCGUGCAUCGACACGUCCAGCAUCCUCCCGGGCAUGACUGUUGGCGAGCGCCUGGCCAUCCUCGACCGCGUGUGGCCCAUGCGCUGCGGGACGGACGUCUUCGCCCUCCUGUGGAUGCUCCUGACGCCCAUGCUCUUCAGCGGCUCCAUCGCGCUCCCGCUCCUCCUCGGCACGCUCCUGCCGGGCAGCUCCUGGGCUGCGCGGCGAGACGAUGUGUGGAAACGCCGCGGCACGGUCCUCUUCGGCCAACAAAUCAUCCGCGUGCUCGGUAACACGUACAUCAUGAUCAGCAGGCCGCAGGACUCCGCGUUCCUGCACUCCUCCGCGCUGACGAUCUCGUUCCUGACCGCGCUCGAGGUCGACACGGGCGACAAGUUCAACGACCUGGCCACCCCCCCGCUGCCCAUCACGGUGGCGCGCCUCACCACGCCCAUCUGCUUCGCGCUCGCGGCCCUGUUCGAGAUCGUCGUGUACGGCGCGCCGCUCGCACGCAUCCAGCUCUACGUCACCGCGACCAUCCUCUUCGUGGUGACGUACGUGCUUACGGCAGUGUGGAUGAAGGCCCCCGACCGAAACGAACUCAGCGGCGAGCACCGCACGGGAGGGUGGCGCGCGGUGUCGAUCCUGCUCAACGUCCUCGCGACGUGGGCCGCAGUCGUCCUCGCGAUGUGGGCCUUCGCGUGGCGCGCGGCCCGGCACGACAGCCCCGCGUCCGUGCCCCCGUUCUACAUGCUGGUGGCGGCGCUCAUCCUGCUGUGCGCGCUCCAGCACGUGGGGAGGAUCAUGGCAGAGUCGCGCGCGCGCAUCGUGCGCAACAUCCUCCCCGACCAGGUCGCCGCGCACGUCCUCGACAAGGUCACCGCGCGGUCGGGCGCUGGCGCGUCGGGAACGAGCACGACGCACGGCGCCCGCGGCGCGCCCGUGUCGCUGACGCCCAAGGUCAGCGAGAUGUGGUCGGCCUCGGACGGCGCGUCGUGGCACAGCAAGCCCCCCGCGAACGAGCCGGCGUACAAGCCGGUGAAGGCCGCGCAGGGCAAGCGGGCGCCGACCCGGCAGCGUGUGCAGUUCGCCGUCGACGACAUCUCGCUGGAGGUGCGCGGACGGUCCCGCGCGGGCCAGCGGCGGUCGUUCCACCAGCCCGGGGGGGAGCCGGGAGCGGGCAGCGCAGGGGUGCAGCGGCCGGCGGCGAAGUCGACCUCCGAGGUGGACGACGGGCUGCGGCAGCGGAGCGUGACGAUGGACGGCAACGCGGGGCGGUCGUCGGGGCGGUCGCGGUCGGAGCGGAAGCGCGAGCUGCGGAAGCAGGCGGCCGAGCUGGAGCAGCUGGCCAUGCGCAAGGCGGCCCCGCGGCUGUUCGACAAGCACGACGGGUCGGACGCGCUCAAGGGUAUGGUGCGGCGGUGGUACGCGCCGCGGUCGCUGCAGGGCCCGCACGACCCGCCCCCGUGUCUGACCAGCUUCGAUGACGUGACGGUGGUGUUCAGCACGGUGAUGGGGUGGGACGAGAGCCCGACGGGGGACGCGGACGACGCGAGCAAGCUCCGCAGCCUGCACACGUGCUUCUCGAGGCUCGACGGCCUGGUCCAGGGGCUCGGGAUCUACAAAUACGAGACGGUCAGCGACACGUACAUCGCCAUCAUUUCCCCGCCGGCGAGCGGCGCGGACGCGCAGGCCGCGACCGCGCUGGCCUUCGCCACGUCGAUCUUCUUUGCGGCCUCGUCCGUGCCGCGCCCCGGCUGCGAGCACGAGGAAGAGCGCAUCUCCCAGGACGGCGCCGAGUCUUACAACCGCCUGUCGUGCCGCGUGGGCAUCCACCGCGGCCCCAUCUCCGGCGCCGUCCUCGGGAACCUGCGCCCGCUCUUCACCGUCAUCGGCACGACCGUCAACAUCGCGUCGCGCAUGGACAGCAGCUGCCCCCGCGGAUGCAUAAAGAUGACGGAGGCCGUCUUCGACGAGCUCCACCCAGAGCUCCAGUCGCUGUGCUCGCACUCCGAGGAGUACGUCAAAGGCAUCGGGCUCAUGCCCACGUGGACGCUGCCCGUGCUCACCAGCGACGACACGGCGCCGGUGUCCGGCGUGCGCAGUUUGUCCACCCGGGUCUCCAAAGCCAGCGCCGACGGGGACAGCUUUGGACCAAACAUCUUCAAAGUGGUCGACCCGUGA